AUGAAUUCCAUUGUGGAUAUCCUCAACAAAUACUUUAUUAUUGAGCCAGCAAUAUGCACUGAUCUUUCCGAUGUGCAGCUCCAAAACUCACUCAAAGGCAUGAAGGGCCGGUCCGCACAAUGUAUGAUCCGAGUGUCCAGACUAUCUCGUGAAGAAAAACUCCGAAUGGUUGAAAAUGUGGACAUCUCCAUUUUCAAGCGCUAUACUUGCCUGGUAUGUCUGAAAUCUUUUGUGCAAAAAAAGCGAGAUGGAAGAUUAAGGUUAGUUCGUCACCUACGAGAUGCUCAUGAAGUAUCGAGCGACGCUUGCCAAUCAACAUCAUCAUCUGCUUUGCCAGCUUCAAGCUUCACAGACAAAGAACCCACGAAAGACCUCUACAGCAUAUCUCCAAAUUCCAAAAGUGAUUCGGACCUGCCUUUGUCCCGUACUUUUGAUGAUAUCUUUCGUGAUGAUACUAUAAAUCCUCCGAUACUGCUGAAAUUUGUUGAGCAGGACGAGACCCACAAGUUUACGGAACAUAUCUGCAAGCUCAUAUGGCGAUUUAAUGUCCCCGCUCUGUUUUUCGGAAAUGAGCUCUUCAAAGAGGGUUUGGGCGAGCUGUUGGUCACAGGACUUCCCCAUUUACCCAAUCUCAUAUUAGAAAGAAUGGUGGAGUCCACUAAUCGAAUCGAAGCACUCAUUGCAAGCCAAAAAUACGUUGCUUUAUCCUUGGAUUACUUCGAUUAUGGUCAAGUGCCUGUCCAAUUAAUUAUGGUACACUUUCUUGACUCGAACCUAGCAGUAACCAAAAGACUUAUCUCGUUCAAGGCAGUGAGUGACGAUCAGAGCAAAGUUGAAGUGUUCAAGAAUGCGAUAACGCAUUGGAAGUUGGAACUGAAAAUUUUGAGCGUGACUUCAACAAACUUAGGACAGUCUGAGCUUCCAAGAAUGCUUCCAAAAAGAACUGUGUUGGAGAGAUUAUUCUCACUGGAGAUCCCCUCGUUCAAUGAACUUGCGAGAUCAUUGGUAGAAGUCCUCUUUCAGGAAGAUUUGAGCAGUUGUGAGAUCCGGAAAGGAGAAAUUGUCCAUCAGGAAGAUACCAACAGUCUUCGAGCUCUUGUCUCGAGAUUAAAAUUAGCUGUGAAUUAUGUGAAAGAAAAUGCUACAAGGGAAUCGUAUUGGAGAAAUUCUUUGGAACUUGAAUGUGGUUGGUCUGCAAAGGAUACUGAUAUUUUGCUUUGGAAUGGGGCUCAAUGGACGGAAUUCUGCGAGAUCCUCGCACGAGUCCCCCAAUUUAUCAACCCAUUGAACGAUUUUCUACUCUCUCAACAUCGGAAGGAUCUAGCUUUGAAAGAUUCAGAAAUUGAAGCGUUGGCUCUAUUAUUAAAUCUCACGCGACCGUUGUGCUCAUGGUGCCAUGACUUUGCUAGUGACACCGUUCAGAUCCAUAACUACUUUAUUCAUAUAAAGAAGGUUCGCUUGUUGUUGGCAUACAUGAGUAUGUGUGAAUUAUUUGACAGUCGAGUCCCAGAGGCUUCACGAACUUUUGAGGAUUUUGUUGAACGCUUGGAAUCCGACAAGCCACUAUAUAAGUUUCUACAGGCAGCAUACCUAUUAGGUGGAUGUUUUUCUCCAUAUGAUGAUGAGGCCUUCACUGAGUUGAAAAGAGACUUUGUGGAUAUUCUAUCUGAAGAUGUACAAUACCUCUCAGCAAAUCCUCAAGCAGAAGUGGAUUCCUUUUUCGCCCAUAUUUCAUCUUCUCGAAAACCGGCAACUCUGCCUGAAGAGUUUUGGAAGGCAGAAAAAGAAAACUUCCCAUCUUUGUUCAAGGUAGCUAGAGUUGUGUUGACUGUUCGUCCAGUAACAUUAAGCCUAACUGCCAAUACCGGAAAAUAUGUUCUUAAUCACUUGAGGUCGCCUAGACAUUUGAGCCGCUCAGAGGGACUUCUCAUCACCGCCAUGGAAGAUGACAACUGA
Molecule: messenger RNA, 1956 nt
Organism: Sungouiella intermedia
Lineage: Eukaryota; Fungi; Ascomycota; Pichiomycetes; Serinales; Metschnikowiaceae
Source: the annotation of a GenBank genome assembly